Photinus pyralis (common eastern firefly) is the source of this 2566-nucleotide messenger RNA. RefSeq names its product G protein-coupled receptor kinase 2 (gene Gprk2). Gene Ontology annotation, cellular component: cytoplasm. Gene Ontology annotation, molecular function: G protein-coupled receptor kinase activity; ATP binding. The record is from RefSeq and is a predicted model, not a curated record. The transcript is spliced from 8 exons. Gene Ontology annotation, biological process: protein phosphorylation; regulation of signal transduction; signal transduction. NCBI's taxonomy places the organism in Eukaryota, Metazoa, Arthropoda, Insecta, Coleoptera, Lampyridae. Bases 343 to 2094 code for a protein of 583 amino acids.
GUUCCCUCUCAUUCCUCCGAAUUCAGUAGUUUGAGGAAGACGUGUGAGUGUGUGUCGUACAAUCUGAAAAUUCCCGAGAAAGUCUUCGGUGCAAUACAAAGGGGGGUUGCAGACACACCCCGUACGAAAAUUAAUGCAAAGCGUGCACGCGGUCGUCCCGUAUUUCGUCCCCGCAGACGACGGCGAUCGAAGGGUGCGUUGAAGACAAAAAGUGCGUUCCCACCUCCUGUUGUCGUUUCUUCGUCUGUGUUGUGCUCAUUAUUAUUUAGCCAUAAUUAAUGGAAACGGGUCGUUCACGGCCCGAAUCACCGGGUACCCACAUAAACAGUCAAGCUGGAACUAAUGGAACUAGAAAACAUUGUCGCGAACACAGUUUACCUCAAAGCACGAGAGGGUGGUUCCGAUAGUAACAAGGGCAAGAGUAAGAAGUGGCGCAAAAUCUUACAAUUCCCUCACAUCUCUCAAUGUAUCGAAAUUAUAAAUAGAAUAGAUGUACGUUAUGAAUAUAUCAUAGAUAAGCAACCGAUCGGAAAAAUACUAUUUAGGCAAUGGUGUGAGGCGAAACAAUCUCAUUAUCAUCGAUGUAUAAAGUUUCUAGAGUUAACCGAACGAUAUGAGGUCGAGACGGACGAGCAACGAAUGGAACUCGCCGCAUCGAUCAAAAAAGAUUUCAUGGCUGGUCAUGAAGGGGAGGAGACACUAUCCCUACCCGAGGUCGGCAUCGAACUAACCGUCGGCGAUAAACUCACCAACGGCCAUAAGGAACUCUUCGUUCCUUGCAUACAAGCUGUCAAAGCGUUCUUAGCAGGAGAGCCAUUUAAAGACUUUACGAAUUCGCUGUACUUCCACCGGUAUUUGCAGUGGAAGUGGUUGGAGUCGCAGCCGAUCACUUACAAAACGUUUCGCAUGUAUCGUGUCCUGGGCAAGGGCGGUUUCGGGGAGGUGUGUGCGUGUCAGGUUAGAGCGACCGGUAAAAUGUACGCGUGUAAAAAGUUAGAAAAGAAACGGAUAAAGAAACGUAAGGGCGAAGCAAUGGUAUUAAUCGAAAAACAAAUCUUACAAAAAAUCAAUUCGCGAUUUGUAGUGAAUCUCGCGUACGCCUACGAAACAAAAGACGCCCUGUGCCUCGUGCUAACGAUCAUGAACGGCGGUGACUUAAAGUUUCACAUUUACAAUAUGGGAGGCGAGCCCGGUCUCGACAUCGUUCGGGCGCGAUUUUACGCGGCCGAGGUCGUGUGCGGCCUAGAUCACCUGCACCAGCAGGGCAUCGUGUACAGAGACUGUAAGCCCGAGAAUAUUCUUCUAGACGAUGCGGGACACGUUAGAAUAUCGGAUUUGGGAUUGGCGGUCGAUAUACCUGAAGGUGAAUCAGUUAGAGGAAGAGUCGGUACCGUCGGUUACAUGGCACCCGAAGUGAUCGACAACGAAAGGUACACAUUCUCGCCCGAUUGGUUUAGUUUCGGCUGCCUACUGUACGAGAUGCUCGAGGGUCAGGCGCCCUUUCGCGCCCGCAAGGAGAAGGUUAAACGGGAGGAGGUCGAUCGGAGGGUGAAAUCCGAACCCGAAAAGUAUUCGAAUAAGUUUAGCGAAGAUGCCAAAUCGUUGUGCCAACAGUUGCUGGCGAAGAGUCCCGCCCAACGUCUCGGAGGUAAAGUCGGAAGGUUGGGCGCCUCGUUAGUCAAGCAACACUCGUUCUUCCACCCGAUAAAUUGGAGGCGGCUGGAGGCCGGAUUGGUCGAAGCGCCUUUCGUUCCUGACCCGCACGCAGUUUAUGCCAAGGACGUACUGGACAUUGAGCAAUUCUCGACAGUGAAAGGUGUAAAUAUUGACGCAACCGACUCGACGUUCUACAGUAAAUUUAAUACCGGUUGCGUGUCAAUUCCUUGGCAAAAUGAGAUGUUAGAGACGGAUUGCUUUAGACAAUUAAAUGUGUUUGGUCCCGGUGGAUCUCGAACACCGGAUCUGAUAUUAAACGUGGUUAGUGCUCCAGAAAAUAAUGGCUGUUUUCCGUUUAGGAGAAAGAAAAAGCAGCCGGCUCGAUUGCGCCCGAUACCUAUUAAUCCAAUGUUUCUUCCUCAAGGUACAGAAAGCUGAUGUAACGUCUGUAACUUGGAUUUGUACUACGCCAUUUUUACAAAUAUUUCGUCUUCGUCUUCCUCAAGUACUGCACAAUCACUUAUUUCGUUAAAUAAACCAAAACAAUUCAGUUGUAGGUUGUUUGUAUUUUGUACCUGUGCACGUUUCGUAUUUCAGUAAGUGACCGAUUACGUAAAAAUAAUUGUAUAAAUUGCGCUUGCUUUACAAUUUUGAUAAAAAGUAACAUUUUUUUACCGUCGAGUUGGAUGUCGUCACUUUCCAAUUUGUUAAUUACUGAAAUGCGAAGAUUAGUAAUGACUAGGUGUCACAAAUAGGGCAUUGCGUUUAUAUAACUGAAUGUAUUCUCAUUCCACAACUACAAACAUGUAACGUACAUUAAUGUAUGGUAAGUUAUAGUUAGGUAAUUGAUGUAUUUAAAAAGACCAUUAUAUUGUUUUAUUGUGAUAUUAAACUUUGCGUUUUAAAUGUA